Colletotrichum aenigma is the source of this 3735-nucleotide messenger RNA. RefSeq lists its product as uncharacterized. The transcript has a single exon. NCBI's taxonomy places the organism in Eukaryota, Fungi, Ascomycota, Sordariomycetes, Glomerellales, Glomerellaceae. The record is from RefSeq and is a predicted model, not a curated record. The coding region runs from base 1 to 3735 and encodes 1244 amino acids.
AUGACGGAGAAGGAUGCCGCCCAGCAGCGUGCCGUCUUCACGAGGAAGCUGAGCCCGCACUCGAUGCCUGGGGAUAGGGGAAGCAGCAGGGGUAGCUACGAGACGGGCGAGUCGAGCGCGACGGGGAGCCUCCUCAACGACACCACGCUCCUGCCUUCACCCGACGAGUCGAGCGGUCGCCGCCCAACAUCCAACUCUUCGGCACCGAGAGACGCUGAAUUUACGACCGGAUAUGCUGCGAGGGACGUGAAGAAGCAGAGGGCGCCUAGGCAUCGCUCCAACGGCGGGUUCCUGCUGCAGGAUGCCAUUCGCAACGAUGACGACUCCGAUGGGGACCAAGGGGUCCGCCGGCGACAUUCACGCAACCCACCGACCAGCCGCAGAGCAAAAGAGUCUGGGAGAGCGUCCGACAGAUCAGGUUCUGGCGCUGGCCGCGACGCCGGCCUGACGUUUACCGAGAUGGACACCUCGCCGCGACGGAACGGCGAUAUUUCACCCACGCAGCCGACACAUAAUUUGACCGUCAGGAAACGGGAUGCGGUGAACAGUAGACCGCUCAGCGGAUCGAGCUAUACCCCGCCCUCGACCAGCCACUCGCUCGACAUCGAUUCCACGCAGAUCGUGAACAUGGCUCUUAACUUGAGCGAGUCGCGGCGGCAGGCGUCGCGAAGGAUCGCAUCCCAGGCGGUGCCCACUCUGGCGCAGCUCCCGGACGCUACCGGUCCGAACCUGAAGAACCACUACCAACAACAACGAAGAAUAUCGCGGACGAGGUCGCCGGGCCCGGAUAAGGCUUUAACGCCCAGGUUGCCGUCGGCCGGCGUGCUUCACAGCCCUCUGCAGGCCUCUUUUGACAUGAGCCGCGAGGGCACUUUCCGAAACCACUUUACUCCGUCGACUCUUGCUAGGGCGCAGAAGGCGAAGGAACAUCUCGAACUUAUGGCGCAGUAUAGGCGCUUGUUGGAGCUGGUACCGCCGAUCCAGCCACAAACCUCGAGCCGUCCGACGACGGCUAGCCCGCCAACAUCUUCAGGGGGUAUCGCCAAGACUCCGACAUAUGGCAGCUCCGACGGGAGCGUACGGCUAGGCCGACAAUAUAACCCCUUACAAUACAUUCGAAAUAGAAAGGUUCGGGCGCGGGAACGCAAGGCCAUUGACGGAGAGGUCCAGGGAUUUGGGGAUACCAUCAAGGUCGACAACUGGAUUGAUGACGUGGCCAAGUGGGCUGCCACGGGCCAGACGAAUGCGGACGGUUGCACGCUGCCCCCUUUCCCAGAUGCUGAUGCGCGAGAGAAUGCCUUGCAGCUUGCUGCAAAUGCCAACAAACCGAGGCGACCAAGGCUGGACUGGUUCGUUGACCCGGCAGAUCUUCUUGCUGACGCAUACUGGCUGGAGCAAGAUCAUCACAAGCAACUGAUUGAAGACCGGCAAUGGCGCAAGAUCUUUCCCCAGAUGCCCGAUCUCCACAGACCAUUGUCAAGGCAGAAUGCAGAGUAUGGCAGCGAGUCGGGUCACACGCCGGGUCGGAAGGAGCACGAGGAUGCGGACCCUGCGAUAGACCCCAAGACCGGUCAUCCAAGGCUAGCCAAAUCCGAUACCGACCAUUCACACGCCAGCAGCACCCGGGAUCGUGCUCGCCAGAAGCUUCACGAUCUCACGGGCCAUCACCAUCACCGCCACAGCCAGUCGACGCAUAGCCAUCAUGACUACUUGCGUCUCGGCAAGUCAUCCUUCUCGGACGGAUCUGACAGCGAGAGCGAAAAGAUUAAGAAGAUUGAGAGGAGAAACCGGUCCAGCACAUUGACGAGUAGUCACCAAGAUAUCCUUGAGAAACAGAUGCUGGAGAUGAUUGCUAGGGAAGCCCGAGAGAACGAUCCUAAGAGGACGGACGAUUCUGGGUGGAUGACCCCGGAGCGGGAUGCGGGAGCGCUGUCUCAGCCGCAAUCACGCCAACACAGCCGAAAGCCUUCGAUUGUAGAGGUUAGCGAGUCCGACGAGAGGAAGAGCAAAGAGAAGCCUCGAAAGACCCCGAGCUACCUUCAGCGACCUGGAAGACCUAGUCUGGAGAUUCCUCACCCGGCACGCAGGAGCUCUUUCGAUGUCGACUCCUCACAACCCAACUCCCCUGAUGGUGCAGUACGCGGGGAUCCUUUCAUUCCCGCACUUGGAGGCGAUUUAUCCCCGGGAUCCAGUCGCGCCAACUCACCGACCAGGAACCCCUUUUCAAAGGUCAAGCAAGCAAUCUUCCGCGAUCGAAGUAAAGAGAGAGGAAGCGAACGGAUUUCAGAAGAGCGUUCUAGCGCUGAGUAUCUGGCAAGCGCACCGAAGACGCCAUUUGAGGCGUCGCCAGAGUCAUCCGGAGAGCGGAGGUCGAUUGACAGGCGGGGAUCGUCUAGGAGUCCUUCCCGUAAGAUCGCCCAACGAACGACCGGAGACAGCCACAAGUCGCACCGCAGCGUUACUAGUACCAAGCUACGCAGCGAUGAUCCGGGCGUCAGAGGAAUAUUCAAAGCAGCCCGCAUCGACAAGGUUAUUAGCGGCGGAGUAUCGAAGCUGGGAGACCUCAUCUGGCGUAAGGAGUCGGAUACGGGCGACGGCCCACCGGAGGCAGAGGGCACGACGACGGACGAGUCAGAUACGGAGCCAAGAGGCAGGCGAAAAGGCGAGACGCCGUUGUCAAGGACUGCAUCCAUUCGCCAACAGAACAACAAGAACUUCCUAGACGUGAUGCCGACGUUCCAAUCGGACAAGUUGAGAGCCACCGAAAGCGAACCUGCUAUUCCCCUGGAUCCGACAUCUCGGCCGCCGAGCCGCAGGUCGCCUCGGUUUGAUAGACUCAAGCCGCCACGCAUCGACAUUUUGAGCGCCUCGCCCAGCUCAUCACCCAGCUCGGCCAAGCGACUGUCUGAUCUGUCCGAAGGCGAGCCGAGAUCAGGUGCCAGUGAAGGAGUCAAGGAGGCAGACAAGCGGCUCAAUAACAUUCUCACGAUGCCCCAGGCCCUAUCGCCUCACGCUCAGCCGCCUUCGCAGCGUAGUCGCCACUGGUCAAUUUCCGAUCACAGCCCGGCGCCAGAUCGUGCCCCGAUGUCGAAGCGAGAGAUCGCCCGCCUACGCGCUCUGGUCCUCAGUUCCGGCAUCAAGGCGAUGGAAAUCACUCGCCGCGCCAAUGAACCGCGCCUAAUAUUUGCUAGUGAAAGGCGCCCGUCACAGCAUGACCUACAGGUCGCCAACGUCUUCUGGCCGGAAGUCGCCAAACUCAGCACUGACCCUUCCAUCCGCAAUAAAGCCAUUCCCCAGACAGAACUGUACCAGUUCGCGGCCAAGACUCUGGGCACAUCGAUCCAAUGCUCUGGCCAGGAAUGGCAAAAGUCAGCAGACACCUUUGUCUCGGAGACAGUCCCCGCGCUGCAUCGUCGUGUGGAGGACGUCCGCCGCCGUGUGGCCACAGACCUGUCAGCCAUGACGCGCGCAGCGGCCGACGAAGCCGACGAGACCAGCCGUGAUCUGACUCUCGGCCAGCGGCUGAAGAUCAAGCACACCCUCGACGUAAUCGAGAAGAUGCUCCGCCGGCGCAGACGUAGGUUCCGCUGGGUCCGUCGGGCCAUGUGGCUCGCUGUCGAGUGGGUGCUAGUCGGUUUCAUGUGGUACGUGUGGUUCGUCGUGAUGAUACUGAGGGUCUUUUGGGGCAUCGGGCAGGGCGCUGUCGGGGCUGUGAGGUGGCUGUUGUGGUUGUGA